GCCCAGCGUGAGCGGGAGGGGCGCCCGGCGGCCGGGUGGGGAAGCGGGGCUAGUUGCAAGAGGCGGCUCCCGGGUUCUUCUAGGGACGCCUUCGUCCGAGGGAAGUGGGUGUGAACUUGGCCGCCCAGGGACCCCGGUGGCUGGGGUCCGGGGUGAGGGUACAGGGGAGCAGCCUGUAGCCCCGCACAUCCGGGAGGGGGCUGAGAACGCUGCGACCAUGAGGUUAAACCAGAACGUCUCGCUCCUGGGGAAGAAGGUGGUGCUGGUACCCUACACCGCAGAGCAUGUGCCCAGGUACCACGAGUGGAUGAAAUCAGAGGAGCUGCAGCGUUUGACGGCCUCUGAGCCGCUGACCCUGGAGCAGGAGUAUGUGAUGCAGCGCAGCUGGCGGGAAGAUGCGGACAAGUGUACCUUCAUUGUGCUGGACGCAGCGAAGUGGCUGGCCCAGCCAGGCACCACCGAAGAGAGCUGCAUGGCGGGGGAUGUGAACCUCUUCCUCACAGAUCUAGGGGACCCCUCCUUGGGGGAGAUCGAGGUCAUGAUUGCAGAGCCCAGCUGCAGGGGCAAGGGCUUUGGCACCGAGGCCGCGCUCAUGAUGAUGUCCUAUGGAGUGACCAAGCUAGGUCUGACCAAGUUUGAGGCUAAAAUUGGGCAAGGAAAUGAACCGAGCAUCCGGAUGUUCCAGAAACUUCACUUUGAGCAGGUGGCCGUGAGCAGCGUCUUCCAGGAGGUGACACUCAGACUGACGAUGAGUGAGCCGGAGCAGCAGUGGCUUCUGGAGCAGACCAGCCACGUGGAAGAGAGGCCCUAUAGAGAUGGGUCCUAGGAGCCCGGCUGAGAGCCCUGCACCAGGAAGUGAACG
This is a messenger RNA of Myotis myotis, 862 nucleotides long. RefSeq names its product N-acetyltransferase 9 (putative) (gene NAT9). The record is from RefSeq and is a predicted model, not a curated record. The coding region runs from base 218 to 826 and encodes 202 amino acids. Gene Ontology annotation, biological process: protein acetylation. Lineage: Eukaryota; Metazoa; Chordata; Mammalia; Chiroptera; Vespertilionidae. Gene Ontology annotation, molecular function: N-acetyltransferase activity. The transcript is spliced from 7 exons.